Hyaloscypha bicolor E is the source of this 705-nucleotide messenger RNA. RefSeq lists its product as uncharacterized. NCBI's taxonomy places the organism in Eukaryota, Fungi, Ascomycota, Leotiomycetes, Helotiales, Hyaloscyphaceae. The coding region runs from base 1 to 705 and encodes 234 amino acids. The record is from RefSeq and is a predicted model, not a curated record. The transcript has 3 exons.
AUGAUUUGUACAACUUGGGGCCGACAAGAAGAUAUCGUUGGGGAUUUGACCCAAAUCUUACAGGAUGUGGGAUACCAAGAUGCUCUACCGGACUUCGAGGUGCUCCAGCGACAAUUAGUGCUCAAUGGUACUGUGACCGAGUAUCUGCGCAACAUGGGUGGAGUCACGGCUCUCAUGGCUUGGAACGGCAACAGGCUUACUGGCAUUGAUCCCAAUGAACAAUGGAUCAUAGAGCUUAAAGCCUGGAUGGAAGCCUCUCUUUUGCAAGCAAGAUACAUGAUGUCAAGUAUUCUGCUCAAGCCGCAAGCUCCUUCAGACGCGCUCCAAUACACCCAGACAUCUAAGUAUUGUAGUCGUAUCAUGUUCCUCGACGGGAACUACACCAAUUUCGACUUCAUACAGCUUUUGAUCAUAGUAUGCUGUUUCGUGUUACUCUGCGCUUUAAGUUUCGAAUCGGGACUUUUAGCCGCCGCGAGGCAACUGUGCACAUUUUGCGGUAAUGUUAUCGGCGGUGCAGCAGUUGCUUUAGGAGAAAUGAGACAACCGGUCUUGAAGCAUCUCCAGGCAGCCCGCUGGUCAGCUUCAAGGCCACUCUGGCCAUGGCGUCGAGGACCCUCUGUACAGGCCUCGAUCGGAGGAAUAUGGCUUGGGCGAAGUCAGCGCUACUCCAGCAGCUUCGAGUGUGGGCGUGGCCUUGGUCCUUAG